Messenger RNA from Maudiozyma saulgeensis, 396 nucleotides. The record is from the annotation of a GenBank genome assembly. Lineage: Eukaryota; Fungi; Ascomycota; Saccharomycetes; Saccharomycetales; Saccharomycetaceae.
AUGUCUACUCAAGCCUCUAAGAAACCAGCCUCCAAGGCUCCAGCUGAAAAGAAGCCAGCCGCCAAGAAGACCUCUUCUGGUGUUGAAGGUAAGAAGAGAACCAAGGCUAGAAAGGAAACUUACUCCUCUUACAUUUACAAGGUUCUAAAACAAACUCACCCAGACACCGGUAUUUCUCAAAAGUCCAUGUCUAUUCUAAACUCUUUCGUUAACGAUAUCUUUGAAAGAAUUGCUACUGAAGCUUCCAAGCUAGCUGCUUACAACAAGAAGUCUACUAUCUCUGCUAGAGAAAUUCAAACCGCUGUUAGAUUGAUUCUACCAGGUGAAUUGGCUAAGCACGCUGUCUCUGAAGGUACUAGAGCCGUCACCAAGUACUCUUCCUCUACUCAAGCUUAG